Molecule: messenger RNA, 1653 nt
Organism: Psilocybe cubensis
Lineage: Eukaryota; Fungi; Basidiomycota; Agaricomycetes; Agaricales; Agrocybaceae
Exons: 5
Coding region: 1-1653 (550 amino acids)
Source: RefSeq, a predicted model, not a curated record
AUGCCCCGGUCUGCAAAUGGUACUGGUGGUGGGGGUGCGUCCACGACGGGAUACGAUGCUGUACCUGUAUGUGCAUUCUGCAUAGAGCUUUUGAACAUCACUGCUGCUGGACGACAUCAGCUUAAGACGAUGUCGCUUGCGAAACUGAAGAAGUACAUCAAUUCGUAUAACAUCAAGAUCGACCGUGCGGUGGAGAAGGACGAUCUCAUUGACGCCAUCAUCUCGGCCAAGGCUCCAAAUGGGUGUUUACCUCCGGCGAACGAGAACUAUUACAGAAAAUACUCUGUGCCGAAUAAACCGCCUGGGCGCGCGCGUGGAUUUUUUUCUCGUCAACAAGGCCCGAGCUCUGCGCAGAAUACCCCGCCCCCAGUCCCGCCACGUAGUGCGGACAACAUGCCCGAGUUUGCGCGGCCUGAUUUAGCGCCGGAUGGCCCUCCGCCGCCUCCGCCUCCGCCUCACGCGACAUACCCACCGCCGCCCCCUCAGCAGCAACAACAGCAACAGGGCUACAACUGGCAGCAUCACCCACCGCAACCGCCGCCGCGUCCACGUUCAGCGUACGGGAACUCGGCGCCGCCACCACAGCAACCGGCGCCUGGGUUCGGUUACAAUCGGCCUCCCCCGCCGCCACCACAGCAGCAGUACCACCAACAGCAAGCUCCCCCACCGCCACCGCCUCCGCAUCACUCACGCCCGCCUCCUCCGCAGAAUUAUCAGACGCGCCCGACACCGCGAUACCCCAGCCAGCCUCCCCCGCCCCCGUCACAUACGCACCCACAGUCGUUCCCCCACGCGUAUAGUUAUGGGCAUGCGCAUCCGCCGCCACAGCCGCAAAAUCAGUAUCACUAUCAUCAGUACACCCAACCUCCGCCGCCGCCGCCCCGACAGCGCGCUGCGUCGACACCUUCGCAUCCACCUGCGGCUGCAACACCGACUCCCCCUCCCCCUCCCCCGCCGACGCUUGAUGAGCUACUUGCUAUGCCCACCUCCGAUAUAUCAGCACUGAGCAUCUCGGCGCUUAAAGCUAUCCUCUUCACGAACCAUGUUCCUGCGGGACAUGGGCAGAUCCUGGAGAAGGGUGAUCUCGUGCGUAAGGUCGUCACACUGGUGGAGGACGAGCGGGCUGAGCGCGAGCGGAUGCGGAGGAUUGAGGAGAGGGAGGAGAUGGAGAGGUUGCAGCGGGAGCAGGAGAGACGGGAGGAGGAGGAGCGGGUGAGGAUGGAGAGGGAGGAGGGGGAGAGGGAGCGGGAGAGGCGCGCAGCGGAGAGGGCGAGGAUGGCGCAGAUGGAUGGGAGUGGCGGUGCGAGCGCGAGUGCGAGUGGGGAGGGAGAGGGAGGUGCUGGGGAGGCUAUGGUUACCGACGAGCCGUCGGCUUCCGCGGCGGACAGUGCGCCCCAAGCGCCUACUCCAACGCCCGCACCUGCGCCUACGCGUGCCCCGCCGAAAACGCAGGGUUCGGCGUCGACGCUUGAGCGUACGGGGCUCUGUGUUAUUUGCCAGGACGAGGAAGCGAAUAUCGCCAUUGUGGAUUGCGGACAUAUGGCGAUGUGCAGAGGAUGCUCAGAUCUCGUUAUGGCAAGCUCACGCGAGUGCCCACUAUGCCGCACGCGGAUUGUGACAGAGGCACGGUUGCUGAGAAUCUUCAAGACAUAA